Schizosaccharomyces octosporus yFS286 is the source of this 1941-nucleotide messenger RNA. Its product is annotated as cohesin loading factor Ssl3. The transcript is spliced from 4 exons. Gene Ontology annotation, biological process: mitotic sister chromatid cohesion; maintenance of mitotic sister chromatid cohesion. The record is from RefSeq and is a predicted model, not a curated record. Gene Ontology annotation, cellular component: chromatin; SMC loading complex. Lineage: Eukaryota; Fungi; Ascomycota; Schizosaccharomycetes; Schizosaccharomycetales; Schizosaccharomycetaceae. Bases 185 to 1861 code for a protein of 558 amino acids. Gene Ontology annotation, molecular function: double-stranded DNA binding; protein binding.
AAAAAAGCUUGUUUGGAUCAUAUUGUUCUAGUUUUUGUCUUAAAGUAAUAUUCAAAUCAUUUCUCGUAAAUAAUAGUUCAUUAAUACAUAUAUCAAAUAUACUUGGCAAACACGUUUAAUUGCUGUAUAUACUGGGACCGUUUAACCAUCCGGCUCUACUGCUCGUGGACAACCCAAUAAUGUUAUGACUGUUAACUCCAUCGAAAGAGAACAGUUUGUGAGCUCUAGGCAUUUGUUUUUAUGGCCAUUAGCUGAGGUUUAUUUUCGAGAGGCUGAAAAAAUCUUACAGCACCACGGGACUACUAGGGCUUUUGGCGAUUUGCUGACAGGUGGUCUUCGCUGUCUUUAUGCAGUUUUACUGGAUAACGCUCUUGAACCACGAGUUGAGUUAAUUACUAGAAAACGCAUAUGCGAAAUUUUGUUGCAUCACACACAAGAAUAUGCAGAUGCCGAGUCCAUAUUGAAUCGAGCAAUGUUAAUUGCAAAGCAACACAAUUUCGUUGAAGAAAAGUUCAGUUUACAACUUCUGUUAGCGCGUAUUUUUAGCAAAACUUCACCGAAAGCUGGGAAAGUCUUACUACUUCGCUGUAUCCAAGAGGCGGAAGAAUAUGCCAAAGUAUUGCAAAUGUACGGUACACAGGGCAUCGCCAGUGCUCAUAAAUGGGUAUAUGAAUUUUAUCUUUGUUGCUCAUUAUUUCAAGGUGUCCAACAGAUUUCUAAAAACAUAUAUAAUUACGCAAAAGCAUAUAAUCAUGAAGAGAUGAUUCUUCUGGCAUCAGUCCUAAGUCAAGAUUUAGCAAUGGAAGAAAUUCCAACACGGACCCAUCAAAUAGCUAUUCUUGUUUUGGUAACUCAAAUUGUGAAAUGUAUCAGUGAGGGAAAAGUUUUGCAAUCCAGAGAAAAGCUAAAUACUGUACAUAUGCUUCUUGAAUCCGAUACUUUAAAAUGGGAAUCAUCUCAUGUUGAAUUUACUAUAGACGGAGAAAUCUCCAUCCGCCUAAAAUGGCUUUCUAUUAAUCAGAUUUAUAUUCUUGUUUAUCUGAUAUCUGGCAUUUGCUAUUUACCUGAAACUAGUUCGGGACGUGCCAGUAGAUUCCUUCAAGAGGGAUUGCGCAUUUCUGGAGACUUCGUACCUCAUGAAACUACAGUGAAUGAAUCUUUUGAAACAGAUCGAUGGUUUCAUUCUAUUAUUGAUAAUCUCAAGUGCUAUUUAAUAGCUGCUCACUUGAGUCGUUCAAAGUUUUCGAAGGCCGAAAAGCUACUAUCCUCGAACGAUGUUGAAUCAAACAUUUUUCGAACUUUAUUAAAUGGCAUGCUUAAGCAUAAAAAGGGAAAUUUUGAUGAAGCAGAAUGUAUUUACCGAAGGGUAAUAAAGAACCCUGGUACUCCUAAAGAUGUUUUCAUUUUGUCCACCCUCAAUUUAAUCAAUUUGCUGCAAGACAGUACUGAAGCAAACAACUCCCUAGAAUGGUUAGAAAAAUCUUGCAAAGAACAGAGAAAUAUAGUUUACAGUCUGUGGUGGAUGAUUUUAAAAUUAUCUAGAGAGGGCACACACGUUCAAAAAACAAACAGUUUACUAAAGCUUACGCAGAGUUCAGUAGAGCUUUCAAAUACACAAUUGCAAUACGUUGUUUUCACAGAACUUUGUACUCGCUUAGGAAAUUAUGAACAAGCUGAGAAAAUGGCUAUUUCUGCGCUCACAUUAGCCAGGAAAAGCAAGGAUAACAUUUGGUCUUUUUUUUCUGGAAAGAAUUUAGAAGUACUAUACGAAGGCCUUCAUGAGUUUGAAAAGUUGAAGCAACAAAAAGAAGAGAAUGCAUCUGUUUGGGAAGAAAUCAAAAAUUCCACUUUCUCGAAUUAACAAUUUCAGCAUAGAAGGUUAGAAUCAAAAAAUAUCAUAGUGAAGCUAUAAUAAUGUAAAUAAAUCGUUAAUAUACAGAA